This is a messenger RNA of Corylus avellana, 1214 nucleotides long. RefSeq names its product very-long-chain aldehyde decarbonylase CER1. Gene Ontology annotation, biological process: lipid biosynthetic process. The record is from RefSeq and is a predicted model, not a curated record. NCBI's taxonomy places the organism in Eukaryota, Viridiplantae, Streptophyta, Magnoliopsida, Fagales, Betulaceae. Gene Ontology annotation, molecular function: oxidoreductase activity; iron ion binding.
AAUCGGUGGUUACACUACCUCUAAUUAGAAGUAUGGCUACAAAACCAGGGAUCCUCACUGACUGGCCAUGGCAGCCUCUUGGUAGCUUCAAGUACGUGGUUCUGGCUCCAUGGGCGGCUCAUAGCACAUACUCAUUCAUGGUAAAGGAAGAAAGUGAGAGAGACAUCGGCUACUUCCUUAUACUUCCAUUCCUUUUGUUGAGGAUGCUUCACAAUCAGAUAUGGAUCUCUCUGUCCCGUUACAGGACAGCCAAAGGCAAUAACAGGAUUGUAGACAAAGGUAUCGAAUUCGAGCAGGUUGAUAGAGAAAGGAGCUGGGAUGACCAGAUAUUGUUCAAUGGAAUCCUAUUUUACGUAGGCUAUCUGAGUCUUCCUGGAAGUCAUAACCUACCCUUUUGGAGAAGCGAUGGUGUGGUUAUCGCAAGUCUACUUCAUGCGGGUCCAGUGGAGUUCCUCUACUACUGGCUUCACAGAGCAUUGCACCACCAUUACCUUUACUCUCGCUACCAUUCCCACCACCAUUCUUCCAUUGCAACCGAACCAAUUACUUCUGUGAUCCAUCCGUUUGCGGAACACAUAGCGUAUUUCAUGCUAUUCGCAAUACCAUUGUUGACAACAAUGCUCACCGGAACUGCCUCUAUACCAUCCUUUGUCGGAUACGUGACAUAUAUUGAUUUCAUGAACAACUUGGGUCACUGCAAUUAUGAGCUCAUUCCAAAAUGGGUCUUUUCCAUCUUUCCCCCUCUCAAGUAUCUCAUGUAUACCCCCUCGUUUCAUUCCCUACAUCACACUCAAUUCCGUACCAAUUAUUCACUUUUCAUGCCUAUUUAUGAUCACAUGUAUGGGACCAUGGACAAGUCCUCGGAUACUCUAUAUGAUGCUUCACUAAAAAGACGUGAAGAGUUACCUGAUGUGGUACAUUUAACGCAUCUAACGACGCUAGAGUCCAUCUAUCAUUUACGGAUAGGAUUUGCCUCCUUGGCCUCUAUGCCCCUCACGUCCAAAUGGUACCUGUGGUUGAUGUGGCCUGUGACAUUUCUAUGGUCUUUGAUUCUAUCUUGGAACUAUGGCCGUGCAUUUGUUUUAGAGAGCAUAACCUUGCAAAAGCUCAAAUUGCAGUCUUGGUUGAUACCAAGAUACAAUAUACAUUACAUGUUCAAAUGGCAGAAGGGACUCCCUCAACAACGAUUGAAGAAGCUAUACUAGAUGCUGAAC